Coniosporium apollinis CBS 100218 is the source of this 2730-nucleotide messenger RNA. RefSeq lists its product as uncharacterized. The record is from RefSeq and is a predicted model, not a curated record. The transcript is spliced from 3 exons. Gene Ontology annotation, molecular function: DNA binding; zinc ion binding. Bases 1 to 2730 code for a protein of 909 amino acids. Lineage: Eukaryota; Fungi; Ascomycota; Dothideomycetes. Gene Ontology annotation, biological process: DNA-templated transcription.
AUGCCUGAUGCUUCGAGGGACACUCCCAUGGGCGAUGACGGGACAAAUACUUCACCAAGCGAUCGACAAGGGUUAAGCCUUAGUACACGCAAUCGCAUGCCUUACUUCCGUUAUUUUGGGCCUACAGCUAUCAUGCCUGGAUUUAGACAGAUGAUGGUGAAAGUCAAGGAUAAACAUCACGGGUCUACGGCCACAACGUCGGAUGCCCUAGAGUCAACGUCCGGACAUGUUCCCUCUCUCGGCCACAUCUCUCCAGCAUUGCGGGAACAAGAAGCAGAGACUCCGUUAGCGAUACCGUUGUACGACACUUCAGAAGUCUCUCCCAGUCCGUUGAUCACGCAUCUUUGCCAGACUUUCUUCACCCACUUAGGAUACAGCUUUCCAUUCCUGCAGCAGGAACGCUUUAUGCGUGACCUCGAGGAGAAACAAGUUGAUGCUAUUCUCGUGGAUGCCGUUUGCGCACUGGCUGCCAGGUUCUCGAAAGAUCCGAUGUUGACAGGCAAAGCCAACCCACAACAAGACUCAGACGAAGAGAACGCUGCCGACAAAUCGACCACUUCACCCUCGGAGUAUGGUCAGGCAUUUGCAUUGAGAGCCCACUCGGCGAUUGUUGACACGUUCGCAUGUCCAAGUGUCGCGGUCGUGCAAGCUGCGUUACUGCUUGCCUACGAUGAAUUCGGCGCGGGCCGUGACAGUGGUCUCUGGAUGUAUCUUGGGAUCGCUAUUCGGAUGGCGCAGGAUCUUGGGAUGCAGAAACUGGAAGGACUCAGAUAUGAAGGCAGAAGCGGUCCGACACCCAGAUCGAUCAAGUCAGGUAUACCCAGUGGCAUCUCUCCCAAUACGAAACACUCAAACACCAGGACAACAAGCUCAAUCGAGAAACACUCGGAUCCCCAAAGCAUCAAGGAGCAGAGAGCUGUCGAGCGUGAGCGCAUCGAUACGUUCUGGGCAGUUUUCUUCCUCGAUCGAGUCAUUUCAAGCGGGACAGGACGGCCAGUGACCCUCCGAGAUCGGGAUAUCGAGAUCUCGUUUCCAUCAUUGGAGGAGAUUGAUCCCAUCACAGGCUGGCCUCUACCUUUCCCAGCGUUAAUCAGAAUCGUACAUCUCUACGGCCGAGCGACAGACGUGCUGAAUAGCAUUACUGAGGAACCAAACAUUACCGCGGAUGUGCUGAAGCGUUUAGCGUCAAUGGAGAACCAACUGACAGUUAUCUACCAAGGACUGUCUCCUCGUCUGCAUUUCAAUGCUCUUAACUUCCAGCAAUACGUCAAGAUGAGCCAAGGUCCCAAUUUUGUCUUGCUUCACUUUUGGUUCCACGCUUUGAUCGUGCUCCUCCAUCAGCCAACAUUGCUCAAAACUUUUGAAGGCAGGAUACAGCAUCGACUUUCCAAUAGCCGAGAGCUGUCCAUGUCCUCCGCAAAGACGAUCGCCGACAUCCUUGCGUUCGCGGAGCUUAUUGAUCCAAAGUCAGGGAUCGUGAAUCCUUUCACCAGUCAGCCUCUAUACAUCGCGGCAUGCGCUUUUCUUAAGGAGGCUACCCUCUACACUGCUUCUUCCAAUCAUCACUCGAGGCAUAACUCGCCGCCGGAGCCUCGACAUAGGGCCAAGCCUGAAACUUCCGGAGAUUCGCCAUCGACAGCGGGCAAUACACCUUCUGCUGAACACAACAAUGGCCACAAUGCCUCUGCUUCUACCGAGCGGCUUGCAACGGUAUCACUUAGCCAGAAGCAGGUAGCGAAGAGUACCUUAUUGGCUAGUGCGGCGAACCAGAAUUACCAGCGCUGCCACAAAGCGUUGCAGUCGCUGGAGACUUACUGGGCGGGCAUUAAAUACAUCCUGACCGUCCUAGACCAGAAAGCCGAAGGCGUGGGCGACCCCCUUCUCUACACGCGGGAAGAGAUGGAGAGUGCUCUGGAGGUACCGCGACCAGAGCUUGCGUUUACCACCCCGGGAUGGCGGCGAAAACCAUCUUGGGGCACGUACCUGGGCCCGCAAGGUUCAACGGACGGCGCUCAGGCACGUAUCGCCGCUGCCACUCACAGUACCGGCGCCAUGCCAGACAUGGGCGGACUGACCUCAUCGUUCGAUCCUAAUCAUGCAAUUGGCUGGUCUCUUACGGGCAAUAUGGAUUCCCCAAACACCUCGCUAGCCGUCCUCUAUCCGAACGAGACCCGCGACUCCACCAACAACCCAACCGCAAAGUCCAUCCUACCUCUUCCGUCCAGUUUCUCGCAAAGCAACCCAGCCCCUACUGCUCCAAUGUACGGCCGCAAUUCUUUCGAGCCCUCGAACAAUCCAGUACAGGACCUACCUCCGCCGCUCCCCGCUCACCCUAGCAACCAACCCUACAGCCAGGCAACGAUAUCGACUGUGCUACAUCCACCGAAUCCCUACGACCCCUCCCUCGUCUCCGACGCCGAUCUGCUACUCAACCUGCACUCACCCUAUCCAGCCAACUCGCCCUACCUACCGCCGAAUGGGAGCACGCUGCAAGGACCGCAUCAGCAGCAGACAUCUUCCAUGCAAAACGUCUUUGGACAUGUUAACCUCGAUGGCCUGCCGCCUCGAGGACAGUCGCAAGCGAUGAUGCCCUUCGGCGAUAUGAUGAUCGAGAGCCAGGAUAUUGACGUCUCGGCACUGGGCGCGGAUAUGAUGCCGUGGCUCGAGUAUCUUCCGCAUGAGAUGCUGGGGUUUUAUGAUGCUGGUGAUGGCGGUGGGGCGCAGGGGUGA